CCCUGGCAUUAGUUACCUUCUAUCUCUCCCUCCAAAACAAUCAAACAGAGAAAACAGAGAAACACUGAAAGUCAAUCACACACUCACAAAACUGCCACUGAAUUGAAGCCCACUAAAAACUCCCAGAAAAAUGGAUGGUUCUGACAAUGGUUUCUCAUCAUCAACCUCUAGCAAACCUUCUCCAAUUCAGAAAUUCUCACAAAUUGGAGAAUCAGAUGAAAAUUGCCUAAACUAUGAUAAAAUGGUCUGGCAGAACCCAAAGAAGCCACCAACAAAGCAUUUCAUGUCACCAACCAUAUCUACGGCUUCCAAGGCAGCUACUCCAAGAAAGAAAAUCUUGGCCGAGAGAAAUGAAGAAUCUUUGAUUUUUUCCAAUACCCAUCAUCAAAAAGCCCCAAAUCUUGAUUCAAGAAGUUUUUAUGUCAAUCUGGGUGUUGAUGGUUCUGAUCGAUCUUCGUCUCCGCUAAUGCCAGUGUACAAUAGGGUCUCUGAAUCCGAUGAGGAUUAUGAGCAGAACAGUUUUGUUUCAGAUUCAUCAUCGAAACCUUAUGAUCCCUUGAGGAAUUACCUUUCCCCAAGGCCUAAGUUCCUCCGGUACAAGCCAAAUAGGCGGCGCGAGAUCUUUCUUGGCCAAGAAAAUGAGAGGGGAGAAAGGAAAGAAGAUGGGUAUGGUGUCAAGAGAAAUGUUGUUUCUUUUGAUUUCCAGAGAAAAGAAGACUCAUCAUCAGAGGAUGCUCGCAGCCCCUCGGCUUCUUCUUCUCAAGAUGGUUUUGUAAGAAAAGAAGAUGAUGAUCACAUUAUCAAGAAAAGUGAUAAUUCUGAUGAUGCUGAUGAGGAAUUUGAAGAGUUUGAAGGGGAUGAGGAGGAGGGAAAGUGUUUGAAUUUAAAAGCAGCAGUGAAGUUUUUUCUUGUAUUUGUCACUCUCUUCCAUUCUACCUUGUUCAUAUCUUCUAUGAACUCACCUACACCUUCACCCACCCAACAAGCGAUAUCGGGUCUCAAAAACCGGUAUGAUAAAAUUCACAAUCAUACAUUUGAACUUGCCACUGUCAAGCUUUUUGAAGGAAAAGGGACUAAAAUGGCUGAUGGGUUUGAGAAAGGAUUGUUGGAAAGUACUGAUGAGUUGGGUGAAGAGAUGCAAAUUGAGCAAAGUAAAGCUGUUUGUGCUCAUGAAUUGGAUGAAGCAGAAGAGGAGGUUCCUGAAACUGCUAAUGGUGAAGAAGAUGUUUAUGAUGAAGAAUUGGAGAAGAAAGAGGGGGAUGAAACUGCAGAAAGUGAUUAUUAUGUUGAUGAUCACAACACGGAGACAAUAAUGGAGGGUUCUGAUCAGUUGAAUGGGACUGAAACUGAAGAAAUUGCAGAAAAGUUUGAAUCUUCAUCAAAUUCUGAAAAUGAGGCAGAUGGGUGUUCAAGUAUCAAGGAUGAACCAAUAGAAGAUGAGGCAAAAAUUGAAGCAAUCCAAGGAAUUUCAAUUGAUGGAGAGAGCAAAAUGGAACACUCAAAAACUGAAUUGAUUCAGGUAACAGUCAUAGGAAUUGUCUUAUUUUUCAUGAUCAUUGCAACUUCAGUCUUGGGAUUUCAUUUUAGGCACAAGAAAACCUAUGUGAAUCAAUCUGUGUCUAUAGAAAAGCAGCUUCCUAAAUCUGUUUUAGCAGAGAAAACCAAAACCGGCUCAGUAGAAGAGCCAGUACUACCUCCCAAUAUGGAAGAACAUGUUGAGAAAGUUGAGUCUUUCGCGAACGCUUCACAUUUGAUUCACUCGAUUGAGGAAUCUUCGAAGGACUUUUACCAAAUCCGAGCGCCAACAGUGGAGUUGCUAGGAGAGUUAGUGGUUGGAGAGAGCAACAAUUCUGCUUCUCAAGAGAACGAGAUGAUGAGGAGCAAGGCUCGCACAGUUUCUAGCCAAGCACAGGCGUCUGCCUCAGAGUUUUCGAGUACGAAUUCACCUUCUUAUGGAAGCUUUACUGCUGAAAAGAAGAUUUUGAGAAGAAGAGAGGAUGGAGAAGUGAAGACAGUAGUUGUUACAAAAACUCCAGUGAGGCGAUCCAGCCGAAUCCACAACCGAGCAGUAAUGUCUCCAUGAAUCAUCUACCAGCUUUUAGGUUAUUGUUUUUUGAACCUUGCAACUUUGAAACACCAUCUUUUGCUGUUUCAUGAUUCAGGGAUGUGUUCUGUCUGUGUAGGAAAAAACUGAACUGUCUUUUUAUAAAUUUAAAUGAAAGAUCCAGCAUUGUAUUUUUAUCUUUAUUUUAAAACUAAUUCUUAAUUAACUAAUUCUUAAUUACAUUUAUUAAAUUUAGGAUUGAGUUUGUCUCCUAUUUAAGGUUUGAACUGUGAAUCGAGCAGUCUGAGCAUCAUGAUUGUGACCCUAAUAUUGGGCGUGUGAUUGAGUGGAUGGAAAAAUUCUAGGCCUAUGUUUGCCACAAAAAAAUACUCAUCACAAUUUCGGUGCUUAGACUGCUCAGUCCAGUUUAAACCUCCCUCAGCCUUCAAUAAAAUGAAGAAUGCAAGUGUUUUUGGAGGUUUGUGACUCUAAUAGGUGGGUCAGUUUCUUUAAACUCAAAAGUAUUGCUUUUUAUUUUUAUUCUAUGUAGUAUUAUGGUCGGUUUUUUUCUUAUGAUUUCUUCAAAUUUUCAGAUCAGUAGAAGCAUGUAUUGUGUGAAUACAAUGACUUGCAAUUAAAAAGAUUCUAGUAGUUCUCUAAAUUUA
Messenger RNA from Camellia sinensis, 2709 nucleotides. NCBI's taxonomy places the organism in Eukaryota, Viridiplantae, Streptophyta, Magnoliopsida, Ericales, Theaceae. The record is from RefSeq and is a predicted model, not a curated record.